Thyridium curvatum is the source of this 3996-nucleotide messenger RNA. RefSeq lists its product as uncharacterized. Gene Ontology annotation, biological process: glutathione metabolic process. The record is from RefSeq and is a predicted model, not a curated record. The transcript is spliced from 11 exons. The coding region runs from base 1 to 3996 and encodes 1331 amino acids. Lineage: Eukaryota; Fungi; Ascomycota; Sordariomycetes; Thyridiales; Thyridiaceae. Gene Ontology annotation, cellular component: cytosol. Gene Ontology annotation, molecular function: 5-oxoprolinase (ATP-hydrolyzing) activity.
AUGGCUAUAGGGGCUGCGUUUGGUGCGGUCGAACCGAAAAGCAUUGAGAUUGCCAUAGAUCGUGGCGGGACAUUCACCGAUGUUUGGGCCAAGAUCCCCGGGCGCAAAGACCUGGUCAUCAAGUUGCUCUCAGUGAACCCGGAGAGCUACGAUGACGCGCCAGCAGAAGGAAUUCGACGUGUAUUAGAAACCGUCACGGGACGCAGCCUGCCACGUUCAGAGCUGCUCCCAAAGGACCUGCUUCGUUCCAUACGCAUGGGAACAACAGUAGCGACUAAUGCUCUGCUCGAACGUAAAGGAACGCAGCAUGCACUCGUUGUCACUGAAGGGUUUCGCGAUGUACUCGAAAUUGGCUAUCAGUCUCGUCCGAAGCUUUUCGAGAUUGCCAUCAAAAAGCCAGAUCUUCUCUAUGACGAAGUCUGUGAGAUCUCAGAGCGGAUUGCCUUUGAAGGCUUUCCCGAAGACCCCAGGUUUGGUCUUGCUGAGACACCUGGGGUUCUGGUGAAGGGCAUCACGGGAGAUCUUCUCCGAAUUCUGAAGCCCCUUGAUGAAAAUGAGGUUCGAGAGAAGUUGUCAGCCAUCCGUGCAAAGGGUAUUGAUGUUAUUGCCAUCUGCCUGGCGCAUUCCUACCUGUACCCGAACCAUGAAACCCGUGUGGCUGAGAUUGCUGCUGAGCUUGGCUUCAGUCACAUCUCCGUGUCGUCCACCGUUGCUGGCGGCAUGGUCAAAAUGAUCCCACGUGGUAGCUCUGCUACAGCAGAUGCCUAUCUGACCCCCAAGAUCAAGGAAUACGUAUACGGAUUUGCUCGCAGAUUCAAAGACAACAAUCUCGAUAGUGUGAACUGCCAGUUCAUGCAGAGUGAUGGUGGUCUCACGAGUUACGACAAGUUUAAUGGUCUUGGUGGUAUUCUGAGCGGCCCCGCCGGCGGCGUUGUUGGUUAUGGCAGAACAUCCUAUGAUGGCAGUACUCCCCUUAUCGGCUUCGACAUGGGCGGUACCAGCACCGACGUCUCACGUUUCGGUGGUAAUUUCGAGCAUGUGUUCGAGACGACAACGGCAGGCGUGUCGAUUCAGAGUCCCCAGCUAGACAUCAACACUGUUGCUGCGGGCGGCGGCAGCAUGCUCUUCUGGACGAACGGUCUGUUCAAGGUGGGACCAGAGAGCGCUGGUGCCCAUCCUGGCCCUGCCGCGUAUCGCAAAGGCGGGCCGUUGACCGUGACAGAUGCUAAUCUCUUCCUCGGCCGCAUCCUGCCAUCAUUCUUUCCCGCCAUCUUUGGCCCUAAUGAGGAUCUGCCUCUCGACACCGAGGUCGUCGCUCAAAAGUUCGAGGAGCUGACGAAGGUUAUCAACGCCGAGACUGGACGUUCCAUGACACCUCAGGAAGUAGCUUACGGUUUUCUCACCGUUGCCAACGAGUCGAUGUGCCGGCCCAUCCGCGCCAUUACAGAGGCCCGUGGCUUUGAAACAAGACAGCACAAUCUUGCUGUCUUUGGAGGGGCUGGCGGCCAGCACGCUUGCGAAAUCGCAGCCAAGCUCGGUAUUCAACGGGUGAUCAUCCACAAGUACUCCAGUAUUCUAUCUGCCUAUGGAAUAGCCCUUGCCGAGGUGGUUCAGGAGGCGCAAGAGCCGAGCAGUGAGAAUCUGUCAGAUGAAGCGCUUGUCAAACUCGAUGGCAGAAUCAGCGUGCUCAAGAAGUCUGUCAUGGGAAGCCUGUUGUCUCAAGGAGUCUCCCCUGAGGCCAUCGAACACGAAUUAUACCUGAACCUGAGAUACCACGGCACAAACACCAACUUUAUGAUACAGCAGCCCGAAGAUGGCGAUUGGCGUGCUGCGCUCGAGUCGACCCACCUACGGGAGCUGUCCUUCUCCUUCCCUCACGACCACAGAGUCGUCGUAGAUGAUGUGCGAGUCCGUGGCGUCGGGAAGGGUGGUAAUACUACGACAGACUCCGAUGUCCUCGUGAAGGAAUUGGCCAACGUCAAAUUCUCAGAAUCGACGAUUGAGAGCGCUGCAAUGACACCCGUGUUCUUCUCUGGGGAGCUUUUAGACUCCAAGGUUUAUAAAUUAGAUCGAAUUCCCAACGGCAGUGCGAUAUCCGGGCCCGCUAUCGUGAUCGACAACACCCAGACCAUUGUUGUGGUGCCUGGUGCUGUGGCCAAGAUUUUGUCCUCCCACGUGGUCAUCGAGAUGCCUUCAGCUCCUGUUCAGGACGCAGGCGACGAAACCACCAGGUUUGUCGAUCCGAUCAAGCUCAGUGUCUUUUCGCACCGUUUCAUGAGCAUUGCCGAGCAAAUGGGUAUGGCCCUCCAGAAGACCAGCAUCUCAUUGAACAUCAAAGAGAGGCUGGACUUUUCUUGCGCCAUCUUCGGCCCCGGUGGAGACUUGGUUGCCAAUGCACCACAUGUCCCUGUUCAUCUCGGCAGUAUGAGCUAUGCAGUCAAGUACCAACAUGAACUACACAAGGGCAACCUCAAACCAGGAGAUGUUCUCGUAACCAAUCAUCCAGAGGCCGGAGGCACCCAUCUGCCCGAUAUUACCGUCAUUACCCCAGUUUUUGAGAAUGAUGGCAAGACUAUCUGCUUCUAUACCGCCUCUCGUGGCCAUCACACAGACAUUGGUGGUCUGGAAGGGACAUCUAUGCCUCCUAAUUCCACUUUCCUGUGGCAGGAAGGUGCCUUGAUCAAGUCCUUCUUCCUUGUCCGUGAUGGGCACUUUGAUGAAGAGGGCAUCUGCAAGAUCCUGACCGAGCCAGGCAAAUACCGUCGGGUCACGCCCAGCCGCAAGAUCAACGAGAAUCUAUCAGACCUCAAGGCUCAGAUCGCGGCCAACGCCAAGGGAAGCCAGCUUAUUGCCACGCUAAUGGCAGAGUACGGCCGGCCUACCGUUCAUUUCUACAUGGCAGAGAUCCAGCGCAAUGCUGAAAUGGCUGUGCGCUCGUUCCUCAAGCAGACCCGCGAGAGGAGGGGGCCCGUCGUCCUCCAUGCCGAAGAAGGUAUGGAUAAUGGCGCCAUCAUGAAGGUCGCCAUCACUAUCGAGGAGGAUGGCGGUGCCACCUUUGACUUCACCGGCACGUCGAACGAGAUGUACGGCAACUUCAACGCCCCUCCUGCGAUCACAAACUCGGCCAUCAUUUACAUCCUCCGGCUCCUCAUUGGCGUCGACAUUCCUUUGAAUCAGGGAUGCCUGGCUCCUGUCAACGUGAUCAUUCCAAAGGGCUGCUUCUUGAACCCGUCGGCAGGAGCAGCCGUGUGCUGCGGAAAUACGCAUACGUCCCAGCGCCUAGCUGAGCUUCUGAUCAAGGCCUUUGAUGCAGCGGCUGCAUCGCAGGGAGACAUGAACUGCGUGGCAUUCUUUGGGGUUUCUGGAUACGACAGCGACGGAACUCCGCAGUUGGCUUACGGUUACAAAUAUGGUGAGACGAUCUGCGGAGGAGAAGGAGCUUCAGAGGGCCACCAUGGUGUCUCUGCUGUUCAAAUCCACAUGACUAACACUCGGACAACGGAUAUCGAGUUGUUGGAAAGACGUCUGCCCAUUCUCAUUCGAGAGUUCUCUAUCCGACGAGGCAGUGGGGGACGGGGCAAAUGGAAUGGGGGCGACGGAAUCGUCCGCUCGUUCGAGUGCCGCGUUCCCUUGACAUUCUCCAUCAUCACCGAACACAGAGUUCGAAAGCCGUUCGGGAUGAAAGGAGGUGAAGAUGGCUCCCUCGGUGUAAACUUUUGGGCACGGGGAGAACCGGACGGCAGCUACAAGUGGAUCCAGUGUGGUCCCCGGGGUCUCAUUGAGAUGGAGACUGGUGACAGGUUUGUUAUUCACACGCCUGGCGGCGGCGGCUGGGGCAAGCCGGUAGAGCAAGUCACGAACGGCCAUGCUGAUAGAGUUGCUCUGACGAAUGGGCAUACAAAUGGGCAUACGGGAGGAGAUGGCGGUGCCGAGCCAUACCCUCGUGCCUCAGGGAGCUACCACAAUUUCCUCUCGGAGCAAUUGGCAGCAUCGUGA